Molecule: messenger RNA, 1196 nt
Organism: Taeniopygia guttata (zebra finch)
Lineage: Eukaryota; Metazoa; Chordata; Aves; Passeriformes; Estrildidae
Source: RefSeq, a predicted model, not a curated record
AUGGAAGAGGACAAAGUUGAAGAUGUCCGGGAUAUUCUAUGACUGAAUGUGUGAGGCUGUUACACAGCCAGGCAUGAGGCUCUGUACUGCUUUAAGAAUUCCAUGAUGGCUUCCAUGUUUAGUGGAUGCUUUCCUUUAAAAGUGGAUGAAAAAUCCUGCCAAAAUUCUUACCAUUUAGUUUGUACCAAGCCUACAGUUUUCCUGCUCUAUAUCAACACUUCUGGAGCAAGCUGUGAAAGUAAAAUUAUUGGUGUGUAUGCCACAAGAGCUGAUGGGGUUGAUGCAAUUAAUAAGGCGCCAGGAAUGAAAAUUCAUAGUAAAAGCACAUACAAAAGAGAAGCUGGAAAUAACAUCCAAUACAUCUGGAGCUAUUACUCAGUAGCUGAGAUGAAAAAGAUGAUGGAUGCUUUUGAUGCCUGGGAAGGGAGUGGUGUCAGCUACUGGAGAGUGCCUCAGGAGCUGACUGAAUGUGAGACUCUGAAAGAACACCCUCUGAGAGGCAGUUGGCAUCACAUGCCUCCAGUUUAUAAAAGACUAUUAAUUGACUGUACUGAAGCAGAAGGCUGUUUGCCAUGUAAAGUGGGUCUCCAGCCAAUUAGAUUCUCAGGUCCCUCAACAAGUACCCACAUAAAAGUCAAGAAUUCAUCUUUGCUAAAGGUAGUUGCUGACAAUGCCUGACAUUCUGCAGCUAUUCUUAAACGACCCCAUAGUGAAAGUCUGAUACUGCACAAAGAAGCUUCUCAAACCACAUCCACAACAUGCACAUCAGUGCUCAGCAAGUCCCAGGCUCCCUGUGGAAGGCAGAAUGGCAAUGGGCCACUGAGCCAAUUGCCAUUCCAAGCUCUAGGGAGUAAGAAGCCUAUGAACAACUGUGCAGUGAAGCUGAAAAGGACUCCACUUUUUCUUGUGGCACUAUCUCAGCCACCUUCUUCUGCAUCCAGUAAAGCAAGAGAACAGAGCAGUGUUGCUGUUGAAAUUCCUACAGUGCUAAACAAGAAAGAACCAGCUGUAUUUGCAGAAAGUAUUACGCUUAAGAUAAAGUGGAUGGGUAAUGUUUGACUCAGUCUGGUAGACUGGACAGCUCUACAUUAUAUGGUUGAAGAAGAGAUCAUUAUUUCAUGUGAUCCUUUAUUCAAGAUUAGGUAGAAAAUGGUGAUGAAAAAGAUAAUGAAAAGCACAGGAAGAAACUGUUUUAA